CUUACCCUAACCCUUACCGUAACCAUUUUAAAUGUCAACUUCAAUGGGGUAGGGACGUCCCAAGGAUCCAGGAUAGCAAAGACCCUGACAAGCCUUUCUAGAUGAGUCAUACUGUUCCUAAUCACAGACCUGAAGUCAUCAAUCAAGCAUUCCUUUGUAGCUUGACUCACAACUCACAUUUUUUGCUUCAGGGAGAAAAUUCGACCACAGAGAUGUAUUCCAGGGAUUUAAUUGGAGAGUGCUGUUCUACAAUGGAGCACAUCUGUGUUCUAGACAAUUGAAUAACUGUACAGUCUUCAUAAUUUACAUUAAAGUUGUGAAUACAGUGUAUUUUGUAGCAGUUGUAGUUGUAGUUGUCAACUCUGAACUGCCUUAUACCAUUCUAAGGUAUCGAAUUACAGUACUGUAACAGAAAUAGACACUGCCUAAGGUAUCGAAUGACAGUACUGUAACAGAAAUAGACACUGCUGUGCUGUAUGUAAUGGAGCGUGACAUUUUCGUCCUGAAUUUAAUCUUUCAUUUUUAAAACGCUGACGCUGAAAUGAUGUGUGAAUGGUUGAAUACUUGUAAAGGAAACAAGGGAAUAACAGGGUCAAUUACAUUUCUACUCAUCUUGUUAUUUACCCUGCAACUGGCUGGAAAUGUAACUUCGGUCUCUCUGGUGAAAUGUCUCUACUCUGAGGACUGUGUGCUGACAUGCAGCUUCAAACCAAAUGAAGAAGAGGUGGUUCACUGGUAUAAACAACAAAUAUGCGUCCAUAGCUACUACUAUCAAAGUGACCAGUUACAACUGCAGAAUGGACAUUUCAGUGGAAGGACCUCUUUGUUCAAAGACCAGCUUGUUCAUGGAAAUGCAUCGCUCCUACUAAAGAGGGUAGAUGUUUCAGAUGAGGGCCUAUAUAAGUGUUACACCAGCACCUUGACGGUUAACAAGGAAACCUUUGUGGAUGUUAAGGUGGAAGCUCUCAUUCAGUCAGUGAGAAUGGAGAUGACUGGGGAGGUGAUCUCCUGUUCAUCUCAGAACAUCUAUCCUGCCCCUGAGGUGGCAUGGUCCACAGACCCAUUGUCUGGCCCAGAAACACUACAGAACUCCACCGUCAAAAGCCUAGACUCCAAGGGUCUGUACAUAGUGGAGAGCACAGUGAGGAUCUUGGGUAAUGUCUCUGACCACGCCUACUUCUGCUCUGUCAUCUCUGCAGACAAGGCCCAGGUGUGGACCACCUCCAUAAAGAAGACAGAGGAAUUGAUUGGAGAGGCAGGGCGAGAGCUGUCCAUACCCUGCAUCGCUCCACAGAACCUCCAGAACUUCUCCCUCACCUGGACCUUCACCAGAACCAAUGAUACCACAGUAAUCCUCAUCUAUGACAGCAGAACCAGACUGACCUCCAACCUCUGGGAGGACCUUGCUGGAUUGGAGCAGGACCAGGUUCUGAUGAGUAAAGGAUCCCUCCUUCUUCACAACCCAGAGAGUGAGGAACAAACAGGAACAUACACCUGUACAUUCACAGGCUUCCAGAGGAGACACAUGGUGCAAACCCAGGUCAACAUCACAGCCAGACGACCCACUGCAGGUGUAACCAACGUGAUGGCUGAUCACAUGCUGUGGCUGAUUCCUGCAGUGUCAACACUUCUGUGGCAGUCCCUGUGGAACUAUAUACACUGAGUAUACCGAACAUUAGGAACACCUUCCUUUUUCCCUCAGAACAGCCUCAAUUCGUCGGGGG
Molecule: messenger RNA, 1724 nt
Organism: Salvelinus sp. IW2-2015
Lineage: Eukaryota; Metazoa; Chordata; Actinopteri; Salmoniformes; Salmonidae
Product: HERV-H LTR-associating protein 2
Biological process (GO): T cell receptor signaling pathway; regulation of cytokine production
Cellular component (GO): external side of plasma membrane
Molecular function (GO): signaling receptor binding
Source: RefSeq, a predicted model, not a curated record